GUUUGGUCAUUAGAAAAUUGUGCUGAAAUGCCUUUUUGUUGCGUUAUGCGUUAUCAUAUUCCGUUUCUGUGUGUGUGCGUGUUGAAAAUAUCGCCAUCCUCUUACUCAUCGUAGAGUGCGUAGACAAACAAAGCAAGCCAAGAGUAAGCGAGAUUUGAAUGGCGCUCAGAACGAACGAUAAACGAUAUAUCACAUGCUGCAACGACCCACGACGCCUUCUGCCUUCAACUAUUGGCUCAUCCAUCGGAAUGAUGGUCUGCAAUGUUGAGCGCCGUCCCAGACAAAACUGAAUUAACCAAUAGAAGAAAGUGCGCCCAAACUCUAGUCCUGGUGUGGCCUCUGCGCCGUGUUUCAUUUGUGCCCAUUUUCAUAAGCAGCACACACUAUUUAGAACUGGCUGGCAUGUACCACACACAACAAAGGGGAGCCUUAUCAGUAGAAUGCAAAUUCGCUACGGCACCGGAUGUGUGUGGUGGAACAAUUUUCCGUUCUGUGUAGAAACAGAAAGGUAAAACUAUGAAUGAAAAGGGAGGGAGGAGCACAGUACGCAGUACUUGCUCGAAACCAAACCGGCCGCGGAUCAGAAUAUUCCCACCGGUUGAAACGUUAGCUUGGUUUCUGUCGCCUUACCACGCACCAGUUGCACUAACUUUAACAAACUGUUAAGUAAAACAUACUCACAAUUUGCUCAAAAAGUCCCCUCAAUAUGAGCUUCAUCAGCAAUGUGUCACGAAAGCUUUACGACGGUUUCGAUCAAACCUACGAGAAAAUAUUCAUCAUGUCGGCCGGACCGUAUAAUUAUUCGUAUAUCUUCAAGUACAUCAUAAUCGGCGAUAUGGGAGUCGGCAAAAGCUGCCUGCUGCAUCAGUUCACAGAGAAGAAGUUUAUGGCCAGCUGUCCGCAUACGAUCGGUGUCGAGUUCGGGACGCGCAUCAUCGAGGUUGAUAAGCAAAAAAUUAAGCUGCAAAUAUGGGACACGGCCGGGCAGGAGCGGUUCCGGGCGGUGACACGAUCGUACUACCGUGGUGCUGCCGGUGCACUGAUGGUUUAUGACAUUACGCGACGGUCAACCUACAAUCACCUGUCCAGCUGGCUGACCGAUACGCGCAAUCUAACGAAUCCCAGCACUGUGAUAUUUCUCAUCGGCAACAAAUCGGACCUCGAAAGUACCCGCGAGGUGACGUACGAGGAGGCGAAAAAUUUUGCCGACGAGCAUGGCCUGCUGUUUGCGGAAGCGAGCGCAAUGACCGGUCAAAACGUGGAGGAAGCAUUUCUAGAAACGGCCCGAAAGAUCUACCAAAGCAUCAAGGACGGGCGGCUCGAUCUGAACUCGUCCGAAACGGGCGUGCAGCAUAAGCCGGCCCAACCCGGCCGAACCACGCUCAGCAACGAUGCACAGACGAACAAGGAAAAUUGCUCCUGCUAGGAGGUACAUCGGGAGUUCCAUUGCCGGGUUGGCGCGGGUGCGUGUGUGUGUGUGUGGCAACGAUUUUUACCCCGUUUCACAGAGCGGGAAGUGAGUGAAGGAGGAACCUACCGUUCGAAACGAAACUACAAGUUGCGUUUCGUGUUAGGGCAAAGUGUCUGUGUGUGUGUGCUUCUUGAAGCAAGCAUAUAAUUAGGACCCUUAAUGCGAAAUUGCGCCAAACGAUUUUUUUCUUCUAUAGUUUGAAGCAAACUCUAAAGAUAAACCCAGAAACCCCGCUUCCAGUUCCAGUCAUUUGUGAGAUCGAGUUUGAUAGGCCUACGGCAAUUUUUCGUUUGUUACUAUUCCAUACACAUCCCUGCCCUGCAAUGCUAGGCUCUGCAACAUUCGAAACAGAAUAUCUUUAACCUUUCCCUGCAAUUUUUGUUAAGUUAAUUUGUUGUUAAUAGUUUACUGAUUGUGAAGAUCAAACGAGCAGCAGCAGGAACGGAACGAACCGCUUCAAACAACUAGCGUGUGUUGUAGGUACUCUACUGCUAAUCCCCAGGCACGGCGGAGAGCCGAUUUUUAAGUGAUGAAAGGAUUAAGUAUACCCAAUUUAGUUGAUCGGUAAGAAAUGUAUUUUAUUGUACGCAAAUAUAGUAAGCAAAAGGGAGUUUUAUUUAUGUUUCCCCGCAGUUUUA
Molecule: messenger RNA, 2109 nt
Organism: Anopheles coluzzii
Lineage: Eukaryota; Metazoa; Arthropoda; Insecta; Diptera; Culicidae
Gene: Rab14
Product: ras-related protein Rab-14
Exons: 5
Coding region: 707-1426 (239 amino acids)
Biological process (GO): phagosome maturation; defense response to bacterium; endocytic recycling
Cellular component (GO): Golgi apparatus; recycling endosome; phagocytic vesicle
Molecular function (GO): GTP binding; GTPase activity
Source: RefSeq, a predicted model, not a curated record